Messenger RNA from Blumeria graminis f. sp. triticale, 2112 nucleotides. NCBI's taxonomy places the organism in Eukaryota, Fungi, Ascomycota, Leotiomycetes, Helotiales, Erysiphaceae. The record is from the annotation of a GenBank genome assembly.
AUGAGUGGAACGGACUACUCAUAUGACGAUGAGUGUCAAUUCUUUCCGUUCUUCUUCCUCACCAUGGCUGGAAUAAUCACCAUUCCUUUGACGUACUCGUUACUCAAACCAAGCACGAAUCCAAGAGCAAUCGCACCCAAAAUCACUUCGGAAUUCCGGCCUGAUCAAGCAGAUAUCAUUGACUCACUACUGAAGGCGCAAAAAAGACGGGAGCUAAAGCUCAAGCGAAUAUGUACAGUAGUAAUAGGAUGGUUUACCAUGUUUGCGAUGACGUACCUAAUUAUGGUCACGGCUCGAUCCGUUACAAAAAUCUGGAAUCCAUAUGACAUUCUUGGUAUAUCAGAGUCCGCUUCUGCAAAGGAGAUCAAAUCACAUUUUAAGCGCAUGUCUCUCAAAUUUCACCCGGAUAAAAUUCGACCAGAUCCGGCCAAAAAUCAGACAGCCCAAUCGCUAAGUGAUCAUUUUGUAGAGCUUACCAAAGCCUACAAAGCGCUUACAAACGAAGAAAUACGAAAUAACUACAUUCAGUUUGGUCAUCCCGACGGCAAACAAAGCUUUAGCAUCGGAAUCGCUCUGCCGAAUAUUUUAAUCACUGACGGCAAUGGUAAAUACGUUCUCCUAGUCUACGCACUUUUAUUAGGGGUUUUACUACCUUACCUUGUCGGAUCAUGGUGGUAUGGGACCCAAAGCAUGUCAAAAGAAGACGUCCUGGUCAAGAGCGCCAACAACCUCUUUCUAGAAUAUAAAGAUGAUAUCACCCAAAGCGGCAUUCUUAGCGCCCUAACUACAGGCGUAGAAUUUCAGAAAAUGCUAUCGGGACAAUCAAAAGAGUCAGACAUUAAAAAGAUUGAAGCUAAAAUUCUGGAAACAUCUAGUCCAGAUUUGCUGGACAAUUCACCUUGUGGUAUGUGUCAAAAAGACCAGGAAAACCUACAGUCUCUUGAAAAUAGCGUUCGACGGGAAUCCCUUGGGCUCCUCUGGGCAUACCUUGGGCGCAUAGAUCUUAAUGAUGUGUCGCUCGAUCGGCUAAAGUUAGAAGCUGCCCCAAUCGCUCUAGCUCUGAACAGGUCCUUCUCGGCUAUUGCAUUCGCCUUUGGUUCAACUGCCCCGGUACUUCAGUCGUAUUUCACCUCUCAAAAUCUAUUGCAAGCCGUGCCACCAGGAGGUUCUCCUCUUCUUCAACUUCCAUAUUUUACUUCCAAAAUUGCUGGAAUUAUCGAGGGAAACUCUAAGAAUCAUCUUACUAUUCAGGAGUAUAUGAAAAUUCCUGGGUCCAUCCGACGAAAGCAAUCCAUCGGCAAAGGACUCUUAACUGAAGCACAAUAUAAAAUUGCCGUCUCUGUAGCCAGACAACUACCAAGGCUACAGGUUGAGAAGGCUUUCUUCAAGGUUCCAGGAGAGAAGUUUAUUACUACGAACUCUUUGAUUUCAUUGGUAUUAAAAGGUCGAUUUAUACCACCCGGCACGUCUCACAUUCCUAAAGUUGAGGAUUGUGACCUUGAGGAUGUUGAUCCAGAGGAAGGUGAUGUCGAUGCAAUACUUGGUCGAAACAAGACCGGUGCCGGAGGCAGGUCUAGUAAAAAACAAAAGCCUUUCCAGCCCCCACUUGCCCAUUCUCCAUACUUUGCUCGCGACUACUCACCUCGAUGGCACGUUUUUCUCGCUGAUAGUAAGCAGGGGAAGAUUGCUGUCCCUCCUUUUACAUUCACUGCAUUUGAAAAGCCCAUAUUCGAUCAACAAGGAAAGCCUACUUUUAAUGUACAGACAGUGAAAGCCCAAUUUCAGGCCCCGCCGCAAGCUGGGCAUUACACGUUUGUGAUGCAUCUAGUUUGUGAUUCCUACAUUGGCUUUGACACGAAAAUGGAGAUCACCCUCGUUGUUGAAGAAGCAAGCAAGGCGGUCGAGAUCAAAAUUGAGGAUGAUAUAAGCGAACCAGACGAAGAUUCUAUCGCUGGCCAAAUGCAAGCGCUUAAGACCGGAGGCACCGGUACAGCAUCAAAGAAGAAAUCAGCUGCCAAGGAUUCAAGCGACGACGAGAGCGAUACUGACGGGGAUGUAAAUGAAGCUGAAAACGGUGCGAGUGAGACGGACACAGAUACUGAUGGCGAGUAG